AUGCACGCUGGAUGCCAUGUCCAGAUACCGCGAGAGAUCGCGUUGAAGAAAGCGGUGAUUAACGUGCGAUCUACGGAUAACGCGUGUUUCGCGUGGGCGAUAGUCGCCGCUUUAUAUCCGGUUGAGAAAAACACGGAGAGAAGCUCGCGGUAUCCUCACUACUCGACGGUGCUGAAUCUGGAGGGUAUCGAGUUUCCCAUGAGUUUAAAUGGAAUUACUAGAUUCGAGCGUAUUAACAACAUAUCUAUUAAUGUGUAUACCGUUCGAGAUAAGAAGGACGGGAAAAGUAGCUGCCGUAUCGUUCCUCUGCGUCUCACUUGUAAUAAGAAGGACAGACACGUUAAUUUGCUGUAUCUGAGCGAUACGACGCAACGAGAUAAUACGGCGCAUUUCGCAUGGAUUAAGAAUUUGUCUCGACUCAUCGGAUCGCAACUGAGCAAUAGGCAACAUAAAGCGCAUAUAUGCGAUCGAUGCAUGCAUUAUUUUCGAACGAGCGAUAAAUUAUCGGCUCACAGCGCGGACUGUGGAAGGAUGAACGAGUGCGCUAUAGUUCUUCCUACUGAAGAUGACAAAUGGUUAGAGUUUCGCAAUUACUGUAGAAAGGAGAGACUUCCAUUCGUGGUGUAUGCCGAUCUCGAAUGCGUGCUGGAGAAGAAAGAGGAGAAGAGAACACCGAAUACAUCUAUCAUUCAGCAUCACAAAGUCUAUAGCGCUGGAUAUUACGCGCGAUACGCGUUCGACGAUGCUGGUUCGACUUACAAAGCCUAUCGCAGCGAAGAUUGCGUAUCGUGGUUCGUUAAAGAACUGUACGAUCUAGCGCUUCGCGCGAAGACUAUUCUCGACACCGAUGCGCCUAUGACGGAUCUUACAGCGGACGAAUGGGAGAGAUUCAUGAGCGCGACGCACUGUCGCGUAUGCGAGAGGCCGUUCGAAUCGGAAGACGCUCGCGUGCGCGAUCACUGUCAUCUAACCGGGCAGUAUAGAGGUCCGGCGCAUUCGAAUUGUAAUGUAAAUUAUAAGGAGACUUACGUAAUUCCCGUAUUCUUUCACAAUUUAUCGGGCUACGACGCGUAUUUCAUCAUUAAUGAUGUGGCUAAUGCUUUUCCCGGCAGCGUCGAACUGUUGCCGCUAACGAAGGAAACGUACAUCUCUUUUACGAAGAACGUCGAGGAUGCGUCGAACGAGAGAUGGUUCGGGAGACGCCUGAAAUUGCGCUUCGUGGAUUCUUUCCAGUUUCUAAGGGCGAGUCUCGAAAAAUUGGCGUCGUAUCUCGACAAAAGCAAGCUGAGGAUCGCGCGUUCGGAAUUUUUCGAUCUCGACGACGCUGAUUUCGAGCUUCUCGCGCAAAAAGGCGUGUUUCCAUAUGAGUACGUCGACGACGUCGAUAAAUUGCUGGAGACUCAUCUACCACCGCGCGAGGCUUUCCACAGUUUGUUGACCAGUGACGCGAUAUCCGAGAGCGAUUACGCGCGCGCGAUAAGAGUCUGA
Messenger RNA from Formica exsecta, 1488 nucleotides. RefSeq lists its product as uncharacterized. The record is from RefSeq and is a predicted model, not a curated record. Gene Ontology annotation, biological process: DNA replication. Lineage: Eukaryota; Metazoa; Arthropoda; Insecta; Hymenoptera; Formicidae. The transcript is spliced from 2 exons. Gene Ontology annotation, molecular function: DNA-directed DNA polymerase activity; nucleotide binding; DNA binding. The coding region runs from base 1 to 1488 and encodes 495 amino acids.